Molecule: messenger RNA, 1049 nt
Organism: Somion occarium
Lineage: Eukaryota; Fungi; Basidiomycota; Agaricomycetes; Polyporales; Cerrenaceae
Source: the annotation of a GenBank genome assembly
UCGGGCUGACUAAAGGCAGUCUUACUAAAGGUACUCUCAAUGUUCUCAAGUGUUACAGAGGACGGAGCUCCAGGCGUAUAUAAACAUCUAAACUGCCCCCGAAAUGUGUUUCAGUCAUCUACAUCAUCGACCUGUAACACGAAGCUUGCCAACUCAACUCACCGUACAAACCAAUGGCUACCGCAGCAGUCCUCCCUCCUCAAGAUGUUCCAACCAUUAUGAACUACUACUCUCCCAUUGGUGAAGAGGCACCAUUCCAGUAUGUGCACGACCCGCCGGAAAACACUCCAAAGGAUAACAUUGGUACCGAUCCUCACCCUGUCGUCGUGCACAAUGUCCGAGGCAGAGAGUCUGAGUUUAACUUGGACAAGAAUGGCUUCCAGUUCGUCAAGCACGAGAGUGUAGAGAAGGACUUCGUUGACGACAAGAAGAUUGAGGACGUUUACUACAAGGAAGUCGAGGAGUUGUUGAAGAAGGAGGCCGGAGCUAAGCGGGUCUUCAUUUUUGACCAUACCAUCCGGAGGAAGCCUGAGAGUGACAAAGUCGGACCAGGCCAGGUGUACCGUGGACCGGUGGAACGCGUGCACAUUGACCAAACCUUCGAUGCCAGUGUCGCUCGUGUCCACCGUCACCUCGGCGAAGACGCUGAACGACUCCUGAAGUCAAGGGUUCGUAUUAUCAACGUCUGGCGUCCUAUCGGACAUCCCGUCGCACACAAGCCUCUUGCGGUGUCCGAUUGGCAUUCUCUCGACACCGAACACGAUCUGGUGCCAGUCCGUUUCAUCUACCCUGACAGGGUUGGUGGAACGUUCAGCGUGAAGUACAACCCCAACCACCAGUGGUAUUACUUGGGUAACCAGACGCCGGAGGAGGUGACUCUGAUCAAGUGCUUUGAUUCGGAGGUGGAUAGGGCGAGGUUGACUCCUCAUUCAGCUUUCCUGGACGAAACUAGUCCGAAGGAGGCUCCUCAUAGAGAGUCGAUUGAGAUACGGGCUUUAGUAUUCGACUCCGAGUGAACUAGUGUAGCAGUAUGAUAAAGGCCAUUGUAC